Molecule: messenger RNA, 3496 nt
Organism: Lethenteron reissneri (Far Eastern brook lamprey)
Lineage: Eukaryota; Metazoa; Chordata; Hyperoartia; Petromyzontiformes; Petromyzontidae
Product: myelin protein P0-like
Cellular component (GO): plasma membrane
Source: RefSeq, a predicted model, not a curated record
UCUCUCUCAUCCAUUCAGGGGCUGCUGCUGCUGCUGCCCCCCCCCCCCCCCGGGUGCGCAACGCGCCGAGGCUGGAGACGGGGAGGAGAGACGUCGACUUCCAAGGUCAGGGGCGUCAACAGCAGCAGCAGUAGCAGCCUCGGCAACAGCAGCAGCAGCAGCGGUCUCAGGCAGUAGCAGCAGCCGGCAGCAGCAGCAGCAGCAAGGGCGGCUUGCUCUCGAGCUCACACGGGGCUCCCUGCGUCCCCGCUUCGCGUCUCCCCGCCACGGCCGCCGUCGGCUCCUGCCCCAGGUAUGGCGAGCGGGAGUGAAGCAGCGGUGAGCGUGUCCAACCGCUGGCCCGCGUGGCUGACACCUGUGGUGAUGGUGGUGCUGUGCCUAGCGCUGGCCGUGCCGAUGGCGUGCAUCGAGGUGGAGAUCAAGGAGAACAAGUUGACGGUGCUCAACGGGACGAACGUGACCCUCAAGUGCCGCAUCAUGUCCUGCUACCGCAUGAAGGCCGCGGUCAUCAACGUGCACUGGUUCUACGGCCUCAACUCCACGCUGAGACAGCGCGCGCUCUUCUCCAUGAAGGCGGGCAAGGCGUGGUACACGCAUGCGUCGCAGUUCCACGGGCGUCUGCAGUGGACGGGCGAGAUAGCGAAGGAGGACGCGUCGCUCAUGCUCUACGACACGCGCUUCGAGGACUCGGGCGUCUACAACUGCACGGCCCGGCACCUCGACGACAAGCUCAAGAUCGCGUCCACCCUGCUGUACCUCAACGUCGUCUCGGAGAUCGAGCCCAAGGACCGGAGCAUCAUGUUCAUCGUGGGCGCCUCGGUGGGUGGACUUGCCGGCCUCCUCAUCCUCAUCGUCAUCAUCAAGAAAGUCGUCAAAUUCGCCAUUAGGAUGCACGCCAACAAGGAGAAGAAAGACUGCUUGGUCAACUCAUCCCCCCAGCAUGACAACGUGGAAAACUGCAUCAACAACUCCAAGGAGGAGGUCGAGAAAGCUUCGAACCCGUGAUGCACUCUUCUGCGCCCCAGCCAGUGCAGGAGGCCUUGAAGACUGUGUCGGGGGACGGUCUACUGGUCAAGCAAAGGUCAAGCAAAGGUCAAGCGAUGGCACCCAGAAGACGACCCGCGACGUCACGGCUUAUACAACCAAGGAAACAUUAAACAAAAAAACUUUGCAUGAAGUGCUAAACUGUGUGAGAUAUAAAGCAAUUAGUGCAAUGCUGCUUCUACGCGCUUUUCGAACGGGGAUCUGAGGCAAAUUUUACUUGAGAAAUCUCUGAAACAAAUCACUCAAUGCAUAAAAUAAUUCAUUGCACUUCAUACAUUUUCUAUACGUAUACUGUACAUAAAAUAUAAUUAUAUGACACAUAUAUAUUAGGGCUAGCUAUUCUAUAACGGUUCUAUAUUGAACUAAUACUGUAAUGUAAAUUUAGCGGUUGACAUGCACUAUGAAAUCUAAUGUAUGCUUACAUGCACUGAAAUCGAAAAACUGCCAAAUUCUGAAAAACAUACAUGAUUAUCAAUGUCAUUUAUAUAUAUAUACCCACACACACACACUUACAUAUGUGUGUGUAUAUAUGCACAUACAUAUACACAUGCUGUAUAUCGUCAAAUAAUUCACAUUUUUUUACAAACUUAUCAAUGCCCUCCGCAGGUUAUACUCGCACUUAACCAUACUUUAAUAUGUGGAUGCUCACGUGAAAGGGAAUUUUCAUAACCCCCCUCCCCCAUCCACACACCCACCCCGCCACUGCGUGCAAUGGAAUGACCCACAGAACACAUUCCUGCGGAGGGAGCUGGUAGGAACGUUCGGUUGCUCGGUCAAUGGCCAGGGUCAACGGCGGCGUGGUGUAUUACGCAAAUAUGGCCGACUGUGAGGGCGGGCACAAGCCGGUGUGAGUAGGUUAAACGUUGAGUUUUAUAAGGGCACCGCGGGGUGACCAGCCCCUCCCCACCCAGCCCCACCCCUUCAACCCCCCACCCAGCCCCUCCCCACCCUCCCCUCUCCACCCAGCCCCACCCCUCCCAUUUUUGGAUGCACGACGGACGGACGGACAGAAUAAUCCCCUGUGGGCUGGUGUAACCAGGAGGUUCCUACCAGUAUAAACUGCCACACCUGUAGGAGCUGCAGCAGCCCGUUGUGUCGUACCUGAUCUCUGCUCACACGUGGGGCGGGCCAUCAUGGUUUGGAGCAUCCCAUUUUGUCGGCCCCGGGCAGGGUGACGUUGGAGACAUCGAUUUGUCUCCGCGAUGGCCGCAGUGGACCCGAUUGAUCGAGGAUUUCUGUGAAGCCGUUUUCCCAUUUCAAGAUACAGAUCCCAAAAUCUCUUAGGAUCCUUGGCUUAAAAGCCCUGGUUUCCUGCUUUGGGACAAAAUCAAAUGCGCUGGCCUUGGCCUCAUUUGCUUGCACGAUUUGCACAAAACAGGCCUCGUUUGUAGAUUCAUGUUUGCACUCAAUGAUGCCUAUGCCCCCCCCCCCCCCAAUUUUAGGACACUGUAAAUGUAUCGGGGACAAGGGAAAAGGUUACAAGGCCCGCGUUGUGGACGCGAGUGGAGGGCCAGGAGGUGAAGUUGAGAGACAUUGGCGCUGUGGAUGGGCCUCUAGCGCCUCGCCUGUUGCACUGCGCUGUUUCCUUGUCAGGAAUCUUGUUUGCUGGUAACGCAAUUCCGGUGAUGGACAAGACUUCCAAUUUGAAAUUGAAUCAAGUGGCGCUUUGGCAGUUUAAAAAAAAAAGCUGAAAGAAAAAAAAAACAUGAAAAUCAUUUGAUGGUUUUAACAAAAAUGUUUUUACUUGAGUCAAAUUGACUGCCGUGUAGACGACCUUGCGCGUUGCAUGCGAAUGCCCACCCGUCAUCCUACCGGAGCUCAAUCUCAUCGGCGUCGUCGUCAUCAUCAGCAGCAGCAGCAGCUUUUCUUGUUUCUUAAUCUUUUUACUCCACAGACCUUCAGAGCCCCGCGUGCCCCUUCUGUUGUGAGCGACGUGGAGCCUCUUGGCUCGCUUGACGGUCGAGAAACCCGCAACGCCGCACACGUACACACACACAUACACGCACGUGCGCGUGUGUAAUGCUCACGUACACACGCGCACGUACACGCGCGUACAUACGCACGUACAUACAACGCAUGUACAUACACGCACGCGCACGUACACACGCGUACAUACGCACGUACACGCACGUACACACGCGUACAUACGCACGUACACGCACGUACACACGAACGGGGCUCGGUGUGCACAAUCAAUGAAUGCCUCGGAGUUCUCCGUUGGGGUUUUUGUGUUUGUGACAUAAAAUUGCUUCCGAAUGAGUGGCGAGAACGGUGGGCAUGACGCCGGCCGAAUGAUCUCGUUCAGCAUCUGUAUAAUCCAGACUGCAAUGCCCCCCAUUCACCAUCUAGCAACAAUAUGCGUCAGAACUCUGUUGUGUGUGUCUGUGUGUAUACAGUAUAUAACCGAUGUCGUUUGCUUUUUUGUCAACAUCGAAAUACAAAAUUAUCUUUG